Molecule: messenger RNA, 942 nt
Organism: Gregarina niphandrodes
Lineage: Eukaryota; Apicomplexa; Conoidasida; Eugregarinorida; Gregarinidae
Product: serine/threonine-protein phosphatase
Exons: 1
Biological process (GO): calcineurin-mediated signaling
Cellular component (GO): cytoplasm; calcineurin complex
Molecular function (GO): calmodulin-dependent protein phosphatase activity; calmodulin binding
Source: RefSeq, a predicted model, not a curated record
UUGGAUGCAAUAGUUAGUUGUAAUCGUUUCCAAGAACCCCCGCGAUCAGGUUUAUUUUGUGAUCUAUUGUGGGCGGAUCCGGCGGAUGAGGAGAGAACUGGUGAUGACCAGCAGCAGACGUUUUAUCCGAAUGAUGUUCGAGGGUGUUCUUAUUUCUUUACGUUCGCUGCAGCGAAGCAAUUUCUGGACAAAAACGAUUUGUUGUCUAUUAUUAGGGCCCAUGAGGCUCAAUUAGAUGGGUAUAAGAUGCAUAAGGCGGAUAAGGUGACUCAUUUUCCUACGGUUAUAACGAUCUUUUCCGCCCCGAAUUACUGCGAUUGUUAUAACAAUAAGGGUGCUAUCCUAAAGUUCGAUCGAAAUACCUUGAACAUUCAACAGUUCAACUUCUCCGCCCAUCCGUACUACCUGCCCAACUUCAUGGACGUAUUCGCCUGGAGUAUUCCCUUCGUCUCGGAGAAAGUCACAGAAAUGCUCUAUGCCAUAUUGAACCCAACACUCGAUUGCGAAACUGAUACUGAUGAUGAAGAUGAUGAUCCCCUACCCGUCGAAAUACAAAGGGUAUUGAUGGACAACCAGGAACCCACACAAACCAACAACGGACAAGGAAGCUCACUAUCCAAACAACGAGCGGAGGCCCUACGAAACAAAGUUGUCGCCGUCGGCAGACUCUGUCGCGUCCUUCGAACACUCAGGGAACAACACGAACUGAUUGUACAACUCAAAGGCGUCACACCAGGCCAUAGAAUACCUCCAGGCGCACUCCUAGAGGGCAGACAAGGCCUACAAGAUGAAUUACAAAAGUUCAUGUCAGUUAAACAAAUCGACGCCAUCAAUGAGAGAAGACCACAAACCCGUAAGCUCCCCCCACUGCUGACCCACGACCCCCCUCCCAAUGCAAACCCCCCUCCCAGUGCAAAAUUGCUCUUCAGAAUUGCGACCUAA